GGCCCUGUAAUGCUGCUGUGGUUCUGCCUUCCUGACAAUGCCCCAGAGUCCUGUAUCAAGCGAGGAGGAGAGGAGGAGCAUCUCCGGAUACCCUGGGGAAGAGUCGGACUCGGACAGCUCCAGAGAGGGCCGGGUCUCUGGAGGGAAGAACAAUCCCACUUCUGCCACCAGCAAUAUAGGUUCUUCUAAUCCUCUUUCAUCAUCAUCAAUAGCUGCCCGUAGAAUAAAGGAGAGAUCCAUGUCUGUCCCUGACGAUUCGAACUUCAGUAUGAUGGUCUUUCGCAUUGGAAUCCCUGACCUGCAUCAAACAAAAUGCCUCCGAUUUAAUCCAGAUGCCACUAUCUGGGUAGCAAAGCAGCAGAUACUGUGCACGCUAAAUGAGAGCCUCAAGGAUGUCCUCAACUACGGCCUCUUCCAACCAGCCACCAAUGGGAGAGAUGCCAAGUUCCUGGAUGAGGAGCGGCUGCUUCGGGAAUACCCACAAUCCUUUGAAAAAGGGGUUCCGUAUUUGGAGGCAAGUAUUGCAAUAUGA
Molecule: messenger RNA, 532 nt
Organism: Rana temporaria (common frog)
Lineage: Eukaryota; Metazoa; Chordata; Amphibia; Anura; Ranidae
Product: SH3 and multiple ankyrin repeat domains protein 1-like
Exons: 2
Coding region: 38-532 (164 amino acids)
Cellular component (GO): dendritic spine; postsynaptic density; postsynaptic membrane
Molecular function (GO): synaptic receptor adaptor activity; ionotropic glutamate receptor binding
Source: RefSeq, a predicted model, not a curated record